AUGGACUGGGACAUUGACAUCUUCAACUUUGACAUCGAUGAACGAGAGCUGGACAUCAGCAUUCGUUCAAUCCUCCUCAACGAGUCCAGCUGCAGCACAAUGCUGCUCUCAUCGCACGAACCAGCCAUGGUGGACCAUUCGCUAAAUUUGCCCCAAACGAACCUACUAGGUGCGAUGGAAUCAGCAGUUCUACCAUACCGGAAACCAUCCAAAUGCACAACCCCUUCGUCAGAGCUCGAUGCAAGUGACCAGGACUCGGGACAUGCCAGCGAAGUUAGUCAUACAUUCUCGGACAUCUCAUUGUUUGAGGAAAUGGCGAUAAGCCAUCAACUACCGGCCGACGGAAGUGACGUGGAAAAUGAUGCCCCUAUUCUCUUUUCCUUUGCCGAAGGCGAUUCUUUUGGGAACCCAUACCAAAGGCCACCAACACGGGACCGAACAGAAGUGUGUGAACUGUGUGGAAAACUGUUUUCGCCCCGAGUAAACCCCCGGAAGCCAUCGUCGUCGCCGGCAGAAGAUGACAUUCGGUGUCCGGAAAGGUGUGAGUCGUGUAGUGCAGAGAUAGUUGACACCAAUCAUAAUCAUCUCGAAGCAAAUGCCACUAAACGUCGCCACAGUGAUCCCUCGGCAGCCGUCCUGCGUUGUCAACACUGUGGCAAGCAAUUCUCACGGAAACUCGCCCUCAAGUGUCACCUGCGGGUGCAUACCGGUGAAAAGCCGUUCCGGUGUGAAGUUUGCUCGAAGACGUUCGGUCUCUCGUCGACACUGUCCGCGCACCGGAAGUUACACGAUCGCACCGGACCCGGUCUGAAAUGUGAGACGUGCGGUCGUGUUUUCACGCAACCUAGUGCCCUCUCGAGUCACCGACAUCUGCACGCCGCGGUCCGGCCGCACUCCUGUGGCCUGUGCGGGAAACAGUUCGUACGGCUGCACGCCCUGAAGACGCACGUUCGCAGCCACUCGAACGAGCGACCUUUUGGGUGCGAUCAGUGCGGAAAAACGUUCGCCGAGAAACACGUGCUCAUUCGCCACCGGAAGACGCACAGCGACGAGCGGCCGCAUCGGUGCGCUGCCUGUCCCAAGACGUUUAAGGAAAGGUACGAUCUGCUGCGUCAUUCGCUCAUUCACAGCGGUCUGCGGCCGCACAAGUGCACCGAAUGUCCGAAAACCUUUGUCCAGUCGAAUGCCCUUGCGAAGCACCGGAAAUGUCACGAGCGGGAGCGGAAGCUCUCUAGGCAGAACGAGUUCGGUGCAGUAUCAUUCAUCCUUGCAAGGGAAGAAACAUUAUGUUGCUAA
Messenger RNA from Anopheles coustani, 1296 nucleotides. RefSeq names its product zinc finger protein 501-like. Bases 1 to 1296 code for a protein of 431 amino acids. Gene Ontology annotation, molecular function: RNA polymerase II transcription regulatory region sequence-specific DNA binding; DNA-binding transcription factor activity, RNA polymerase II-specific. NCBI's taxonomy places the organism in Eukaryota, Metazoa, Arthropoda, Insecta, Diptera, Culicidae. The record is from RefSeq and is a predicted model, not a curated record. Gene Ontology annotation, cellular component: nucleus. The transcript has 4 exons. Gene Ontology annotation, biological process: regulation of transcription by RNA polymerase II.